AUGCAGAUGUGCGGCACUGCCCGCCUGCUCAUUUCUAUAAGCUCUUUAGCGAUUGAAGAAGCUGACCUAUGGCAAGCGGCUCAAAUGAGACUGCAAAUUCCUAAAAUUGUCCGUUGUGGAGGCUUUGCCAUUCAAUUGCAGCCCCCUUUCCCAUCCAAUUGA
Messenger RNA from Colletotrichum tamarilloi, 162 nucleotides. RefSeq lists its product as uncharacterized. Lineage: Eukaryota; Fungi; Ascomycota; Sordariomycetes; Glomerellales; Glomerellaceae. Bases 1 to 162 code for a protein of 53 amino acids. The transcript has a single exon. The record is from RefSeq and is a predicted model, not a curated record.